UUUUGCCUUUCGGUGCUUCCACCAACCCUGUAAUCGAAUUCUUAUCAAACUACUGCCUACAAACGGUACAAACUACACUGCUGGCGUAUGUUCAUAGAAACGUCUUUCUUUUAUUUUCGAGUUCGUCUAUUAUUUUACUCGACGCCCCGUGCGUGCGCAGUAGUUUGCUAACAGUUUUUUUUUUAUUACACAUUAAACAAAAAGUCGUUGCGUCGAAAGUUAUGGUUUAUGCACGACUUUUGUACAUGUAUUCGAUUUCGGUUCGAUGUUAUUGCCGAUUGCGAUUUAAGAAUUUUCAAUCGCGCAUGUGAUACACAUAUUUCACACGUUUGUGCACAACAACCAUGGAAUACCCUGUUCAUAAAGAUGUGAAUUUUGUAUGGACGAAUGGAAACAAUGUGUACAUUCCUCAUUCUCAAACUGAAUCUUCUACUGCUAUAGAUCCUGUAUUCUUUAAGAAUUCCAUACCACAAGUUGAAACUAUUCAACCUAGAAUGGAAAUUAACAAUUAUAUGGUAUAUGAUCAAACAAGAGAAGUGGAUAAUCCAAACAAAAUGUGGAAAUUUAAAAAUGAUUCUGAUAAUGCUCAGAAAAAUGAAAUUUGUGCACAAGAAAGAAAAAUACAUACUUCUAAUUCUCGAAAAAUUAAACCUAUUCAAAAUCCAGCAUUAAAAUUAAAAACUCCAAUUGCAUAUCAAAGAGAUUCUGAUCCCAACAUGUUACCUAUUGAAAAAGAAGGACGAGCUGUAUGUAAAAAUUGUGGUGCAAUUGGUGUUAAACAUUCAUUUUAUACAAAAUUAAGAAACUAUUGCAGUCAAGCUUGUGUUAAGGCAGCAAUGGAAAAAUCUGAAGUUUUUUCUUUUGAAUCUCAGAAGGAUAAUACAAACAAUGAGGAAGACUCAUUUUCUAAUUUUGUAAAUCCUGAACAGUUGCUUGCUACAACGCCUUCAACUGAUAGUAGUAAUUAUAGUGUUCCUGUCAAAAGUAGUUCAACUGUAGCUUAUCAAAAUAAUGAAAGUGAGUCUGAAUCUGAAGAUUCGCUUUCUUUCACCUCAUAUCCCAUUGAAGAAGAUUUAUUAUUUCCUCCUGAUAAAAUACCUUGCAGACCGAUACCACAAACAUAUGAUUGGGUAAACGAUUUAAUACACCAAAAUUAUGAAGUUGCUCCUGUUCAAUGUUUUCGUUAUGCACCCAUGGCAGAUUGUUGGGAUGAUAUGGCCACUGGGAUUAAAGUUGAAGUUGUAAAUUCUGAUUGUGAUAAUUUUAGUGAAGAAUUUCCUGAUUAUUAUUGGGUUGCUUCUAUAGUAAAAAUUGCAGGUUAUAAAGCUAAGUUACGAUAUGAAGGGUAUGAAUUAGACCAAAGAAGUGAUUUUUGGGUAAAUUUAUGUUCUAAUGUCGUACACCCUGUUGGAUGGUGUGCAACAAGGGGUAAACCUUUAAUACCACCUAAAUCUAUUCAAUCAAAACAUCGUGAUUGGAAAGAAUUUUUAGUAAAGUGUUUAACUGGAGCUAGAACAUUGCCUACAAAUUUUCGUUUAAAAAUAUUUGAAUCUUUGAAGUCUAAAUUUCGAGUUGAUUUAACUUUGGAAUUAGUUGAUAAAGAGCACAUAUCAAAAGUUAAGGUAGCCAAAAUUCUUAAUAUAAUUGGUAAAAGGUUAGAAUUGAGGUACUAUGAUAAUGAAGAACAAGUAUUUUGGGUACAUGAAGAUUCACCAUUAAUUCAUCCAGUUGGUUGGGCUGGUAGAGUUGGUCACUGUUUAUGUGCUCCAGAUGAAUAUCGUGAUAGAACAUCUAAAGGAUUACGUGAUAAAGAUGAUGCAACAGAAGAUCUUUUUCCAAUGUCAAUACCAUAUAAAACAGGAUUUCAAGUUGGAAUGAAAUUAGAAGCAAUUGAUCCUCUAAAUCUUGCUUCAAUAUGUGUUGCAACAGUUAUGAAAGUGCUGAAUGAUGGCUAUUUAAUGAUCUCCAUUGAUUUUUAUAACAGUACUCCUAAAGAUUGGUUCUGUUAUCAUUGUACGUCAGCUAGUAUCAUGCCAGCUGGAUUUUGUGAAACACAUGGUAUUAAUUUAAAACCUCCUCAAAAUGUCACUAUUCCUUUUGUAUGGAAAGACUAUCUGGAAAAUUCUAAUAGUAUUGCAGCCCCAAAAUAUUUGUUUGAUAUGGAAGUACCUGAACAUGGGUUUAAAUCUAGCAUGAAACUUGAAUGUACAGAUUUAAUGAAUCCUCAUUUAAUAUGUGUGGCAACUGUAUUAAGAACAGCAGGAAGAUUAAUAGAAGUGCAUUUUGAUGGAUGGGGAAACGACUUUAAUCAAUGGUUAGACUGUUGUUCAUCUGAUAUAUUUCCAGUUGGCUGGUGUGAAGUGGUUGGUUAUAAAUUAGAAGGACCUAUCACUGAAGUUAUUCAAGAACCUCGUCAAGCUAAAAAUAAAAAUAAAAAGUCCAAGAAAAAACGUUUUCCAAUUAAAAAAGCAGCUGUAUUAUCAUUACCAGUACAAACAAAGGCUCCUACGUCUUGCUAUACUUCUUUAGAUGUUUGUCAGAAGUGGGCUGCUAAUAAUAAAAUGACUUCAAAUUGUGAACGAAGUCCAGUUUCAGCUACUGAACCUCUAGGUCCAGAUCAAUCACUACCAGUUGCAUGUGAUGCUACAAGUAUUAAAGAAGAACAUGUUUUGGAAAGAUCAUUUUUGGAAAAAGAUACAAAUUUUUGGAACGAAAAAGAUGUAUCAGAGUUUUUGCUAUUUAAUCAAUGUGCUACAUAUCGUGAUGUUUUUUUAAGUCAAAAUAUUGAUGGUAAAAAACUGAUGAAUCUCACUAAAGAAGAAAUUAUACACAUGACGGGAAAUAAAGUUGGUCCUUCAUUGAAAAUAUUUGAUCUAAUACAAAAAUUAAAAAAUAAAACUAAAAAAAAAAAAUUUAUUUGAA
Messenger RNA from Sipha flava (yellow sugarcane aphid), 2922 nucleotides. Its product is annotated as polycomb protein Sfmbt-like. Gene Ontology annotation, biological process: regulation of DNA-templated transcription. The coding region runs from base 345 to 2921 and encodes 858 amino acids. The transcript has 16 exons. Gene Ontology annotation, molecular function: zinc ion binding. Gene Ontology annotation, cellular component: nucleus. The record is from RefSeq and is a predicted model, not a curated record. Lineage: Eukaryota; Metazoa; Arthropoda; Insecta; Hemiptera; Aphididae.